GCUGCGUUCAUUUCAGGAGUAUAAAACAGAGCUGACUCGGGGGGCGGAGGAUAUUUGUGUGUGUGUUUUUGUGAACUUGAACAUGGUGCAGUUGACUAAAGCUGGGAUGAAAAACCCUUUAUCUCUAAAGGCUGGUCAUCCUCCUGCAGUGAAAGCAGGAGGAAAACGAGUUGUUAAGAAAAACAGUGAGGAUAAUGUAACCCCGGAGAAGGAAAGCAAGAGGGCCGAUAAACCCAGGUCUCUUACCACCUUUACCCGGAUGCAGCAAAUGGGUAUUUUAAUAGGAGGCCCACUAGAGAAGUUGGGCCAUGAUUUCCCCGAGACUCCAGUGUCGGUGCGGCACGGGAAGGUCAGACCAAGCGCAGAGAAACUGCACAUGCAGCGCUGCUUCUUCAUCCAGCAGCCUCGCAAGUGUUGAGCCAAAACCACUAGCAACCGAUGAACCAGGAUGUUAGUUUAUGUGCAUGUGCAAAGUUGAACAGGAAGUGUGUAUGCUUGAGGUGAAUGGUGCAUAUCAAGGACCUGAGACAAAUUUCGUAUCAGAAAUCUUUGACUCCUCACUUGAAGAUUUUCUCUCUAAGCUUUCAGAGUUUUUUUUUUUUUUUUUUUUUUUUUUUUCUAUUCUCAUAGCUUUGCAGGACUCUAUACACAUUCUAUUUGUUUAAGGUGUGUAGGUGGUUUUAUACUGGCAUAAAACACAGCUGGAAGUCUGAUUACCUAGCAGAAAAGAAUGCAUGAGCUCAUGUUUACUUGUUAAAUAAAUAUGUAUUGCAUUACUGAUAA
Molecule: messenger RNA, 783 nt
Organism: Clarias gariepinus (North African catfish)
Lineage: Eukaryota; Metazoa; Chordata; Actinopteri; Siluriformes; Clariidae
Product: death-associated protein-like 1-B
Exons: 4
Coding region: 83-418 (111 amino acids)
Biological process (GO): cellular response to amino acid starvation; negative regulation of autophagy; apoptotic signaling pathway
Molecular function (GO): death domain binding
Source: RefSeq, a predicted model, not a curated record